Messenger RNA from Protobothrops mucrosquamatus (brown spotted pit viper), 1077 nucleotides. RefSeq names its product ankyrin repeat and sterile alpha motif domain-containing protein 1B. Gene Ontology annotation, cellular component: cytosol. NCBI's taxonomy places the organism in Eukaryota, Metazoa, Chordata, Lepidosauria, Squamata, Viperidae. The record is from RefSeq and is a predicted model, not a curated record. Bases 53 to 943 code for a protein of 296 amino acids. The transcript has 7 exons.
AAGAGUAUUGAGAAUAGUGUUUAUUUCAUGCUCCCACUUUCUUUCGUAUUUGAUGCAGGAACCCAGUGGUAAUCACACUCCUCCCCAGUUGUCUCCUUCACUCAGCCAAAGCACUUACACUACUGGUGGUUCCCUGGAUAUACCACACAUUAUCAUGCAGGGAGAUGCAAGGAGAAGAAGAAAUGACAGUUAUUUUGAUGAUAUUCCUCGGUCAAAACUGGAAAGACAAAUGGCACAGACUGGAGACUGGGGUGAACCCUCUAUUACAUUGAGGCCUCCUAAUGAAGCUACAGGAUCAACACCAGUACAAUACUGGCAGCAUCAUCCAGAGAAACUCAUUUUCCAAUCAUGUGAUUACAAAGCAUUUUAUUUAGGUUCUAUGCUGGUAAAAGAAUUAAGAGGUACAGAAUCUACACAAGAUGCCUGUGCAAAGAUGAGGAAGUCUACCGAACAAAUGAAGAAAGUUCCUACUAUUGUUCUAUCUGUCUCUUAUAAAGGAGUAAAAUUUAUUGAUGCAACAAAUAAGAAUAUUAUUGCUGAACAUGAGAUUCGUAACAUUUCCUGUGCCGCACAAGACCCCGAAGACCUCUCAACAUUUGCUUAUAUUACAAAAGACUUGAAGACAAAUCACCAUUAUUGUCAUGUGUUCACAGCCUUUGAUGUGAAUUUAGCCUAUGAAAUAAUUCUCACAUUGGGACAGGCAUUUGAAGUAGCUUAUCAACUGGCACUUCAAGCUCGAAAAGGAGGCCAUUCUUCAACACUCCCCGAAAGCUUUGAUAAUAAACCUACCAAGCCAAUCCCAAAACCACGUGUCAGCAUUCGAAAAUCUAUGCAGAUAGAUCCUACUGAACAAAAGACUCUUACCAAUCUACCAUGGAUUGUAGAACCAGGACAAGAAGCUAAAAGAGGAAUUAAUACCAAGUAUGAAACCACGAUUUUCUGAUAAUGAACUGUUCAUCAUUUCUUGUUGUGCCUUGCACUCAAAGCAGUCACAGCACAGCCUUUCCAUGAUAAGCAACUCUUCAAUCUAACAGAGAGGAAGACUGCACUGAGUGGCCUUGAAACUAGCAAAAACAU